AUGGCUAUUCUUUCAUCUGCUACCCCUCAACUUAUACAAAUCAUCGAGCAGAACCCUAUAAUCUGUAUCGUUCUUGCUCCUAUACUGAUAUUUGCCAUUUAUAUACUGGCAAAUGAAGUAUAUCGGUAUAAUCUCCGGAUCCCCUCUUUCUCAGGCCCUGUUGGUCAUCCUAUCUAUGGAAAUAUUCUACAAACAGGAAGCAACCCUGCUGAACAGUAUAAGCAAUGGGGUUCUAAAUAUGGCGAUGUCUACCAAGUCCAACUUGGAAACAACCCCAUUUUGAUUGUCAACUCGGCGUCCAAGGCUAAGGAAAUCUUUCUUAGUAAUUCAAGAAGUACUAAUUCACGUCCAAUGACUUAUACUUUCCAUAGAAUUGUUUCAUCUACUGCAGGGUUUACCAUUGGUAGCUCACCCAUGGAUGAGUCUCUCAAGAGACGUCGGAAGGCUGCUGCUUCAGCAUUGAAUAAGCCUGCUGUUCAAUCGUAUGUCCCUCAUAUUGACCUUGAGACUGAGGAGUUUAUCAGAGAUGUUUUUGUUCGAGGAAAGGCAGGAAAAGUUGCACUUAACCCUCUUCCUAUUGUCAGAAGGCUCAGUUUGAACUUGAGUCUCACAUUAAAUUGGGGUACUCGUAUCAGCAGUAUCGAUGAUCCACUAUUCAAUGAGAUCAUUGAGGUUGAAGAUCAUGUCUCUUCAUUCAGAAGUGUCACCGCCAAUUUACAAGACUAUGUGCCGUUCUACAGACUCAAUCCUUUUAGCAAAGAUUCCAAGCUUGCUGCUGAGACCCGUCAAAGAAGAGAUGUUUAUCUUACUAAACUAAACAAAGAGUUAGAUGAGAAGAUUGCCAACAAGACAUACAAACCUUGUAUUCAGGCCAAUGUUCUUUUGGAUCCCGAAGCCAAACUCAGCUCAGAAGAGCUGAUGUCUCUUAGUGUUACUAUGAUCAAUGCUGGUUUGGAUACUGUGAUUGUGACUAUCGUAUGGGGAAUCGCAUUACUUGCGACUCGUCCUGAUAUUCAAGAAAAGGCCUAUAUGGCUAUUCGAGAUAUGUUUCCCGAAAAUGAGCCAUUUUGUGAUCCAUCUGAGGACCAGAAGUGCGCUUAUGUAACAGCAUUUGUUCGUGAAACUCUAAGAUAUUUCACCCCUCUACGUCUAUCUCUUCCCAGAACCACAUCUUCGCCAUUCAUGCUUGAUGGAAAGAAGGUUCCUAAGGGCACAACGUUCUUCAUGAAUACUUGGGCAUGUAAUUAUGACCCCCAGUUGUAUGACAAGCCAGAAGAAUUCCGACCAGAACGAUUCCUUGAAAACCCAGGCCUCAGCAUGUUCUCCUACGGAACAGGUUCACGUAUGUGUGCAGGGUCACUUCUCGGCAACCGCGAGCUGUACUUGUUCUUCAUGAGACUGAUUUCUUCUUACGAGAUAUUAAAACACGAUAAUAUCAACGUGGAUCCUCUUACAGGCGUCAAGGAUUACGGUGCUCUUGGUUCGCUGCCAUAUGAUUACAAGGUCAUUUUCAAGCCACGAAACGAAGCGAUCCUGUCAGAAGCCCUUGACAACUAUAAACCUGCAGUCCACGGCUAG
Sugiyamaella lignohabitans is the source of this 1578-nucleotide messenger RNA. It is a transcript of the gene ERG5, whose product is annotated as C-22 sterol desaturase. Bases 1 to 1578 code for a protein of 525 amino acids. The record is from RefSeq and is a predicted model, not a curated record. Gene Ontology annotation, molecular function: heme binding; oxidoreductase activity, acting on paired donors, with incorporation or reduction of molecular oxygen; monooxygenase activity. NCBI's taxonomy places the organism in Eukaryota, Fungi, Ascomycota, Dipodascomycetes, Dipodascales, Trichomonascaceae. The transcript has a single exon.